AUGGCAGAGAAAGUGAAGGCUGCGAACCGAAAAGGCAAGAAGUCUGGAGGUUUCCAAUCUAUGGGUUUGAGUUACCCCGUCUACAAAGCAAUAGGGCACAAGGGAUACAAAGUGCCUACUCCUGUGCAAAGACGCGCGAUUCCCGUCAUCAUGGAAGGUCGCGAUGUAGUCGCUAUGGCACGGACAGGUUCCGGAAAAACCGCCGCGUUUAUUAUCCCCCUGCUGGAAAAGCUGAAGUCGCACUCUGCGAAAGUUGGCGCCCGUGGUCUGAUUCUGUCGCCAUCUCGAGAAUUGGCCCUGCAAACUCUGAAGUUUGUGAAGGACCUCGGAAAGCACACGGAUCUACGCUCCUGCGUUCUCGUUGGAGGUGACAACAUGGACGAUCAGUUCUCUGCAAUUGCAAGCAACCCCGACAUCUUGAUCGCAACCCCUGGACGUCUUAUGCACUUGAUCAUAGAGAUGAACCUCGACCUGAAGACCAUCGAGUAUAUUGUCUUCGAUGAGGCCGAUCGCUUGUUCGAGAUGGGUUUCGCUGAGCAGCUGAGAGAAAUCUUGUUCAGGCUUCCGGAGGCGCGACAGACGUUACUGUUCUCUGCAACGCUGCCGAAACUCCUUGUCGACUUUGCGAAAGCCGGUUUGACCGACCCAGCACUUAUCCGCUUAGACGUCGAUACGAAAAUCAGCAAGGACCUGCAGAUGUACUUCUUGUCAGUCAAACAGGAAGACAAAGAGGCCGCUCUGCUGUCACUCUUCCGCACGACCAUCUCGAAAGAGGAUGAGAUGACUGUUAUUUUCGUCGCGACAAAACACCACGUGGAGUAUAUGCAAGAGCUUCUGACCGCAGCCGGUGUUCCAAAUACGUACAUUUACGGUGCCCUCGAUCAGGCCGCCCGUAAAAUCCAUCUUGCCAGGUUCAGAGCAGGAAAAGUGAAGACGUUAAUUGUGACGGAUGUUGCCGCUCGUGGUAUCGACGUCCCGCUUUUGGACAACGUCAUCAACUACGAUUUCCCGGCGUCCAACAAAGUUUUCGUCCACCGAGUCGGUCGUGCUGCUCGUGCGGGUCGUAGCGGAAAAGCGUACUCGCUGGUUGCGUCGGACGAAGUGCCGUUCUUGUUUGAUUUGCAGCUGUUCACAGGACGACCGUUAGUAUUUGCUACCUCGUAUACGAAAGCGGAUGCCGGUGGUGUGUCCGUCGUACGCGAGCCCGACUAUACUUCCGAAUUCGUCUACGGGCUCAUGCCGCCGUCUACUCUGGCGUUGGAGAUCGAAACGGUGGUCUCCACCGUCAAGGGCAACGUGAAUCUUGAGAAUCUGCAACAGGGGGUCAAGAACGCUUACAAGAUGUACCACAAGUCGAGACCACUGGCCUCCAAAGACUCGUAUGCAAAGGCCAAGGAGAUUUCGGACGUUCAUCUAGGGAUACACCCACUACUGGCCGCGACGACGAAUGCGGCGGAGCACGCUCAAGCGGAGAUGAUUGCCUCCAUCUCUCGCUUCAGGCCAUCGGAAACGGUGUUUGAAACAACGAAAAAGGGCUUGAAGACACCGGAAGCUCUUCUGAUGCAGAAGCGCCGUGGACAGUUUGGAAACAGCGUAACUGCUUGGAGGGCGCAACGUGAGGAGAAGGACGCCAAGCUUGCCAAGCACCAAAGUGAAGUUAUUGGGAAGGGAACCUUGGAGGCGGCCGACGAGGCGGAUUUGGAGAGCGGUUUCGAAACGCUGGAAAGCCGUAAACGAAAGCGACCAACCUCCUUCCGUGACGAAAAUUACAUCUCGUACACGCAAGCCGACGCAGAUACCGAACGUGGGUACGCGGUGCAGACAGGAGAGGGUCCCGCAGCAUCCUUCAUGGAGCGAGCCAAGGCUGCUACGUUGGAGCUCACGGCUGAGGAUGGUGAUGGUCUCCGGAAACCGGCUCGUGGCGCUUUGGUCUGGGACAAGACCAAGCACGACUUUGUCAGACCUACCAUUGGAUCAGACAAUAAGAAGAAGAUGAGGACGGAGAGUGGAGCUGUGGUGAACGCUUCUUUCAAAUCAAGAAGAUUCGAGGACUGGCAGAAGCGCACGAAAGUAUCACUUCCCAAAGCAGGCGACCAGGAACUCGCAGACAGUACCUACCGGCACACAUCCGGCGGUACAUCCACUGGCGUCCGUCGCUACCGCCACAACAAAAUCACCGCUCCAGACGCCACCUCUAAGAACUUCGCCCGAAAGCAAAUGCGGGCUGAGCGAGAAGCCCGUAUCAAUGGCACACCUGCGAAGGCUGGACCAGAGGGUGGCAAACCUCCAAAGGGAUCCAAGGCCUCUGGCGGACAGCCUGCUAAGUCGGAAUUGAAGACUGUGCAGCAGAUCGCCAAGGAAAGGAAGGAGAAGGAGAAGAGACGAGAGAAGACUGGGCGCCAUGGCAAGGGCGGUGGGCGCGGCGGCAGGGGUGGUGGCCGAGGUGGUGGCCGAGAUGGUGGCCGCGGGACGGGAAGAAGAUAG
Fimicolochytrium jonesii is the source of this 2484-nucleotide messenger RNA. Its product is annotated as P-loop containing nucleoside triphosphate hydrolase protein. NCBI's taxonomy places the organism in Eukaryota, Fungi, Chytridiomycota, Chytridiomycetes, Spizellomycetales, Powellomycetaceae. Gene Ontology annotation, molecular function: RNA binding; ATP binding; RNA helicase activity. The record is from RefSeq and is a predicted model, not a curated record. The transcript is spliced from 3 exons. The coding region runs from base 1 to 2484 and encodes 827 amino acids. Gene Ontology annotation, cellular component: nucleus.